Molecule: messenger RNA, 3730 nt
Organism: Rhagoletis pomonella (apple maggot)
Lineage: Eukaryota; Metazoa; Arthropoda; Insecta; Diptera; Tephritidae
Product: neural cell adhesion molecule 1
Exons: 8
Coding region: 1532-2980 (482 amino acids)
Cellular component (GO): neuron projection
Molecular function (GO): protein binding
Source: RefSeq, a predicted model, not a curated record
GAUACAGCCGAGAUUUGAACGCGGUGCUUUGAGAAAGCGUGCAUGAAAUUUGGUAAAAUAUCUAACGGCAAUUGUGGCAUAUAUGUACGUAUAUUUUCAGCAGCGUAUGUGCGGUCGUGUGUGUAUUGGUUAGGCCGCUAGUAUUGGAAUCGGUGUCGCUGAUUAUCAGAUUUUUUUUUUUUGUGUUCGGUUAUUCAACUGCGGUGCAUUGUUAUUGCUGGCAUUUGAGCAUCGUGCAAACGCCGAGCGUGUGAGCGAACGUCGUACAUACAUAUAAGCACAUACAGGACAUAUCCUUUGCUGCUGCUGCUGCUGUGCUUUGUGUGCGGCAAAUAUCUCAACUCGUGCGUGUUGGCUAUCAACUGCAUUAACAUCCGCAUCCUUGGCUUGGCAGCUGAACAAUUCAGUCAUCGCUCAACUGUGGCGGCGCAAUGACGCGACUUCUCGACUCCUCGCCAUGACAUUUGGGAUCGCAAAGCUCAAUCGAAUGCUAAUACUCGUAGACGCGCAAGUGCAAUGGUAAAGGCGUAAAAGUAUAAUCGGAUAACAAUAUAACGGUGUUUUUUUUUCGUUCUAUGAAUUGCAAGUGCGGAUGCAGUGAAUGUGAAGUCCUUGAGUCGGUGGUACACGGCUACCGGUCGUUUAUGCGCGCGCGUGUGUGUAAGAGUGUGCCUCCAUGGAACAUUUUUUGCGCCAGUACUAACGAAUUCGUUUGAAACUGGAAUUUCAUGUGACAAGAAUAAGUUGGUGGGACAUUUUGGAUAUGUUGUCACCAUCAUUGGCGGCAUACAGCUGUGGGCGUUGUUGCCUCGAAUAUGGCCUAUAGUCCACCCUGUCGACGGCCGCGGCCGUGCCGUUGGUGAACGAAGUGAGUGUAGUAGUUGUGUAGUGCAUAACUUUGUCACGUCAAAGAGCUGUGUGUUUUUGUGCCAACACUAUCUUCUUGGCAAUUAUGUGUUCGGAUUGACGAAAGCUAAAGAAUGAUGUCAUGCGGGCAUCCAUUACCGACAGUGAGAAAAAUAUGUAUUUAUACCGAAUUUUAAUGAAUCAAGCACAGUGAGGCUAUGACAACAGUGGAAUUAUGCGGAAUAUAAAAUGGAAAGAUCUAGAAGAAGAAAAAUAAAGACAAAGAAAAGAGAAAGUGCUUUGGCGAUAAACAAAUAAAAAAGUACUAUGUAUGUAUGUACAUAUGUAUGUAUGUAUGUGCUCCACAAACCAUUCGGCGGCAAUAAGCAUCGUAUACAACAUGGAUUUAUGUAAUUGUCCAUAAAGGAUUACGUACAAAUUGAAAAGGAUAAUUUAGCAACACAUCAGCAUAGGCCAUUACUGGCCAGCAAACUUAGUUCCAGCAGAGCGCAACACAAACCCGAAGUGCGUAGUUUAGUGGAUUACGUUUAAUGUGACAACCACAACAAAAGAAACAACAACAACAACAACAAGCGGAUAAGCAGAUAUAAAAUAUAUAAAACAGCGACAAAAACAACAUAACAGUACGCGUGUUAGAAUAAUAAGCGAAACAACAACAACAGAAAUGGAUUUAUUAUUUCUAUUACAUUUACUCGUCCUACUUGUCAGUCAAAAUGUUGCUGUACUUGGUCAAUUGGAUGGCAGUUGGCUAACUUUGGCACCCUCAACACCAUCUAUCACACAUUUUGUAAAUGAUUCCUUCAUUAUAUUCUGUAAAACAGUACAAAAAGAUGUGAGUGCGAAGUGGAAAGACCCCAAAGGGGUGGCAAGAGAGAAUUCAAAAGGGCGCGUGCAUAUCGAAAAGAAAACUGGAUUUUUGGCGCUGGUCUUUGAGCACAUAGCGUUGACGGACAAAGGCAACUGGACGUGUGAAGCUACUGUGACCAACAACAACAAUAACAACAAUGAAGCAUCAUCAGCAGCAGCUGCAGCAACAACGGAUGCCGGUGCUGUGGCGGUGGAGGUGGCGGUAGCCAGCGGCGAGGCGAGGAAGUCUUUUGAGCUGCUCGUAAAUCAGAAAAUCUCCUUUGAAAAAACGGAGCUGGUGCAAUCGGCGGGUGAGGGGCGUGAUGCCACGGUCAAGUGUUUUGUAAAAGGUGAUCCCCGUCCGGACGUGUCCUGGCUAUAUAAUGGCGAAUACAUAAACACUGUCAAUUCGACAAAAUACAAAAAGCUCUCCGAUGGACUCUUCAUCAAGAAUGUACAGCAAUCGGAUGCUGGUGAAUACACGUGCCGUGCAAUGCGAAUCACACCAACUUUUGCGGAUUCCGAACAAAUUACGAUUCUGUUGAGGAUACAACAUAAGCCCCACUGGUUCGAUAAUGACACUUCAUUGGUUCAAUAUGCGUACAUCGGUGGUAUGGUGAAUAUUUCGUGCGAUGCAAUGGGUGAGCCGCCACCUUCGUUCACCUGGGUGCAUGAGGGUCGUGCCAUUACCGGACGUAAUUAUCGCAUUUUCUAUGCCGAUUACGGCUCAACGCUACAGAUACACGUCCGAAAUGAAUCACAACUUGGCGAUUAUAAGUGCAAAGUUGCCAAUCCGUUGGGCAUGUUGGAGCGCAUAGUGAAGCUGCGAAAGGGACAGAAGCCCAGCGGACCAUCGCGCUUUCAAUUGCGACGCGCAUUCACCGAUGGCUUUGACCUCGACAUAAGAUCGGAGAAAUAUGCCAAUGUUGAGGAGAAUAUGCGUACAUUCGGUUAUCGGGUGCAAUAUAUGAGCGAAGGCGAUUUUAAGCACAGCGCGGGUAAUUGGAGUUAUGCCAAGCAUAAGGACUACCAUUUUCAGCGAGGUGGCCGCUUUGUGCUCAACGGAUUGGAUCGUAAUACUACAUAUUUGGUACGUGCAGCAACACGUAAUCCAGCUGGUCUCAGCGAUUGGAGUACGGUGAAAAUUUUCGCAACACUAUCGAAUUUCGCUCGCAGAACAGUCACGAAUAUUAUGUGGCAAACAUGUUUAGUAGUUGGUUUAGGAUAUACAUUUAGCGAAUAUGUGAAAUUUAGCGCGUAUGUUUAAGUUAAACGCAAAACACACAUACACACACACACACAUAUAAAAACUGAAAAAAAAAACAUACACCUGCAGUUACAUUUUAUCCAUUCAUUCUGUCAAUCCGCCACAACCAACAAGUCAUCUUAGUUCCUUAGGUAUAACUAUGAAAGCUAUAGCUAUAGUAAGGAAGGGUCUCCAUCAAAUACAUAUAAAUAUGUUUCGCGCUAAUUGUUGAAUGUUUACGAUUAUUGUAGUUACGUACAUACAUACAUACAUACUUAUGCAUUUAUUCAUGUUAAAUUUUUAAGUACCUGAUUUGUUUCGAAAACUCCUUACAUACCCACAUUCAUAUACAUACAUACAUACUAUUCUCGUAGUUACUUACAUACAUACCUACAGUGCAUUACAGUGGCUACUACAUACUUACUCGAUUUUUUGCUCUCGACAUUACACUGCUUUCUUAUUCUGUGAUAGCUUUAGUCCAUUUUCUCGUUUGUUUUUCGCUUUUGCUCUUGUUUUUCUACUCAAGCCUAGUAUAUUGAAUUCCUCUCUCUCUCUGCUUUUGAGUUCAAUCAUUUACAAGCGUAAAAACAUUUUUAUUUUUUAGUUUUCAUUUCCUUUUAACAACAAGUCAUCUGCAAUCACAAGUGUUCAGCAUCGUUUUUGUACUUUUUUAAAUGGAAUUCUUCAAGAAUUUUACAUCAGUGUCGUAAAAAGAACAAAUAAACAAAGAUUUUACUACAUAAGUGAAUAAAAGUCCAAAUAAACGAAAAA